Magallana angulata is the source of this 1946-nucleotide messenger RNA. Its product is annotated as FMR1-interacting protein NUFIP1-like. Gene Ontology annotation, molecular function: RNA binding. Gene Ontology annotation, cellular component: nucleus. The transcript is spliced from 10 exons. Gene Ontology annotation, biological process: box C/D snoRNP assembly. Bases 92 to 1885 code for a protein of 597 amino acids. Lineage: Eukaryota; Metazoa; Mollusca; Bivalvia; Ostreida; Ostreidae. The record is from RefSeq and is a predicted model, not a curated record.
CGGAAAUGCAGGUGCGUGUUUUAUCUCCGCAUUUAAUAAAAAAACGCACGUGUGGUGAAAAUAUAAUCAAAACAUCCCCGAGAUUAUAAUAAUGAAUAAUUCGGGCGCAGCUGGACAGAUGUCGGGAUAUGCACGGUUCCCAGGGCCUCCAAAUUCUGGCCAUCACUUCUCACCCAGAUUUACACACAGAGGCCCACCCCCAAAACAACCCAAUUUCUACAUGCCACCCCACCAGUCAUCCGUAAGACAGCAGGUAUCAUACUCUGAUAUGAACUUAUUUAGCAAUGGUGCCAACAGACAGAAUGCAAAUUAUGCCUAUGGGAAGAACUUCGGCCAUCCUAGACCAAACUUUAACUCUCCACCCCCUCGGCACCAGGUUUCUUAUGGAGAUUCCAAUAUGUUUGCUUCUAAUACCAGCCAACAAUACAUGUUUAAUUCUCCGCAAAACCCUCCUCCACCUCAGCUAAAUCAGCAAAAUGGAAACCAGUGGCAACAAAAUCAUGGACAUCAAAAUGGGCAAUGGAAUAAUCAUUUCCAAAAUGAAAGUACUAAAAUGAAUGGUAGUGUGAAUUUUGCAGAAAAUGGCUUCAAUGGUAUGAAAGCAACUCAUAACAACAGAAAACCUUGGAAUAACAAUGUAUGGAGUAAUCUACCAAAAGAUUUCAACAAGAAGCAUGAACAUUUCCCUAAAAAGAAGAAAAAGCCCAAAGUAGACAAGAGGGACCUAGCAGAAAACAAUGUAUAUUUCUGUGAGACAUGUGACAGGGGAUACAAAGCUCAGGACAAAUACCAAGAGCAUAUUGACAGUCAUGUCAAGUGCAGACAUGAAGGAUGUUCAUACACUGCACACCCCAAACUGGUCCAGCUUCAUGACAGAACGCAACAUUCUAGUGGACUUGCAACCAAGAUAUGGAAAUUAGAAUCUCCAGAAGACAUUGCCAAAUGGAGAGAAGAAAGGAAAAGAAACUUUCCAACAGCUGAAACAGUCAAAAGAAAGAAUGAGAUCAUACAGGAGAAGAUAGCCAGAGGUGAAGUCAUUGAGACAAAGACAUUUGGGAAAAUGAGGAACAAAGGUGGAAAAAAAGAUAAAUUUGGAAAGUGGAAAAACAAGAGACAGAAUAAUAGGAAUAAUUGUGGAAGAAGGGAAGAUGACUGUACAGAAACUCCUCCAAAAAUUGGGACACCAUCCACAAAGGUCGCUGACAAAGAUAAAAGAUUUGAUGCGGACCCGCUGUCACUGCUCGAGGGGCUGGAGGAAACUGUCCCCGAUUCUGACCAGGCUGUGUCAGCGGUAGGAGGACUAGCCACUCUGAUGGCCAACUACAGUGACAGUGAUGAGGAGAAACCCCCACAGACCAACAAACCGUCGCACACUGACAUACCAUCACAGAAUGACACACUGUCAAAAAAAGAAAUCCAGUGUGUAGAAAAUGGGGAAAAUAAUGGCACCGAACAUGGAAACAAAAGGAAGAGAAAGAGACAUAGGAAAAAUGAUGGCGACUUUAGCUCUCGACCUAAAGUCAGGAAGUCUACACUAUUAGAGAAGCUUUUGGCACCAGAUAUAAGAAGAGAAAGAAACUUGGUACUGCAAUGUGUAUACCACAUUGUCAAGGAGAACUUUUUCGGAGUCGGUAGUAAAAAGGAGGACAAGGAACCAAAUCUCGAAGUGACAUGUGAUAGUGAGGAAGGUUGUGUGAUCAAACCUGAGACUGAUGGUGAAAGUUGUGUCCCUCCAGACUCUAGUAAAUCUGAAGAGACAUCAGAGGACAAGCUGAACUGUAAACAACCAAACCACUUGGACAUAAAAAUUCAGAACGUGGUCGUUGAUCCCCUGAAAACUGAUUCCAUCAAGGAGUGCGUAAUCGAUGACCAUGCCUGGGCAUGAAUUUUGAUAGUUAAUCACUCACUUAUGACAAAAUAAAAAAUAUAUACUGGUAAUUAUCUUA